AGCAGCAGUCUUCAUGGUCAAGCGGACAACCAAAUUCUGCUCUCUCAUUCAAACAAACACUCAUUCUCCUUUGAAUCUCUCCCGAACGAACAAAGUAGCAAGAAAAAGAAGAAGAUGGUACUACUACUCAGGAAAAUCUCAAAGAAACAUCUCCAGGUGGGCGCAAGAACAUGGAGACCACCACCAAGGGACCAUCUCAGAAAUCGAUCAGUCACACUCAACAUCCCAAUCUCGACCACCAACCAACAAACUACUACUGACGACCAACCAGCACCACCACCACCAGAAGCAGCAGAACAAGAACAAACUCAUACUCAGACUCAGACUCAGACUCAGACCGAUCAACCAUACACUCCAGCAAACAACAACUACCAACAAGAUCAAUUCAACCAUCCUACUGAACCCCAUCAACCCACUUCAUCACAUUCUCAAAACUAUCAAGAACAUCCAUACUCACAGUCACUCAACGAUACUCACCUGCCAACAGGCUCAUAUCCAUCUGAAUAUAAUAGACAGACCCCCAAUGCUGAACAACAAGACUACCCAGAUCCAAACCACCCGCAUUCUCAAUCCUAUCACGACCAUCCUCAAAUCGAUUCUUCUCAUCAUCAAGAUAUCCCAUCAGUCCAUCCACAAGAUUCAGCAUCACAAUCUGCCCAUCAUCCCCCUCAAAAUCGCGAUUAUGCUUCUUCCUGUGGACUUAGUGAUAUCGGAAGAGAACGGCUGAGAAUCGCAGAGGCUGAACAUCAAGCUGCCCUUCAGAGAGUAGAAGAAGCUAAACGAAAGAAUCCGUUGAUCGAGCUCCCCGAAUUACAUCAUUCAGAUACCGAUCUCAAACUCCAACAGAAUCGGGAACAGCUCGAAGAAAAUCGAAUAAAGCUAGAAGAGAUUCGGAAGGCUCAAGAAUUACUAGACCUCAGGGAGAAGGAGGUCAGGCUGAGAGAAGAACAGCUGAUACAGAUGCUCCAAGAGGAAAGACAGAAAAAGGAUGAAGAAGACAGAAUAAAGCAACAGGAGGCCGAACGAACGACACAAGAAUUAAAAGAACAGGCCGAACAAGAACGUCUGCGAGCGAUAGAAGCGAUCCGGAGAGAUUCUCUCGAAAAGGAAGAACUGACCCGCAAGAGAUAUGAAGAAGAGAUGCGAAAGCUCGAGAAACAGGCCAGGCAGGAGGUAGAGGAGGAAUUCAGACAACAAAAGCGUAGAGAGGAAGAGGAACUCAGGGAACUGAAACGUAGGGAGGAGGAGGAACUCAGGGAACUGAAACGUAGGGAGGAGGAGGAAUCCAAGGAACGGGCACGUAGAGAGCAAGAGGCUGAAAUGAUGGAACAGAUGGAACGUCUCAGGAUCGACGAAAAAGAAAAGCAGGAGAACGAGGCUAAAAUCCGCGCUCAACUCGAGGCUCAAUCUUUCGCCGAACGGACCGCCGAACAAAAUGCAAAGCUGACGAUGAGGGAACAGCUCUUACAAAGGGAGCUUGCGAUGCAAAACAUCCGAUGCAGUCAAAGCCGAAAGAGGGCGGAACUGCUUGCAAUGGUCCAGCCAUCGGUGAUCCGGAGCAUCAGUCCAGUCUCGUAUGCAGGCGUUUACUCGUCGCCCAUACUUUGCGGAUAUGAGCUUCCAUCUUUUCCGCCCACCCCGAGGUCGCCUCAUCUGGUGCCUGAGAAAGUCCGGAAAGCUGCUCGCGCCGAUCAAAAGUGGCGAGAGAGGGAACAGAUCAGGUUGCAGGAGUUGGAGUUGGCACAGCAGAGGGAAGCAGAACGGCUCUGGGAAGAGCACCAGCGACAAGCGGCUAAUCGGGGACGACCAGAUGGUCCAGUCGACAGACGAGAUGAAUUCCCAGUCAUCGAUCCAGGGCCAUCUCACUCUGCAAGAUCUGAUAACAAUCCCGAUCAUCACUACUCUAACCAUAGAUCACCGCAACCUGCCCAGUCUGCUCUCAACGAGCACUCAAAUAACUCGCACCAUCGCUCUAGACAGACUCCAAUCGAUAGGCGUGAUCAACUGCCUCAUAGGGACGAAAGAUCCACCCAUUCCGCCCAAUCUUCCCAUCACGAUCAUCACAAUCAAUCACCAGAUCGUAAAUCUCAACGUUCUCAUCAUGGCACCCAGGGACUCACCGGCUCCCCCCAACCUGUCGAUCUUGAUAAUUCCAUCCACAUACCAGGUCAUAGAUCUCCAGCCGUACGAGCAUCUCACAACGAAAACCCAUCCAGCCAGCGGAGGCCGCACUCGGUUGGUAGACGGGAUGAACUGCCCAACAUGGACACAAGACUCACACGAUCUGCCAAGUCUGCCCAGCUCGAUUAUUCGAUGACAGCGGCAGAUCGUGGGUCUCAAGCCGGACCUGUAGCUAACAGCUCAACCUCAAGUCAACAACCUCUUGACAGUAACCGACUUGAGAAUCUUGCGCGUGUCAAAGCUGAACUCGAAAGAAGAGAACGAGAUACAAGAAGGGCGGAAGAUGCGGAGAUAGCCGCGGCCCUAGCAGCUUUCAAUAAGGCGAAAGAGAAAGCACAAGCCCACCCCACGGAAGAUUCUGAAAGAUCCAUUCCAGAGGAGCACUAUACAGUAGGACCUCCGUCUCACCCGUCUGACCAAGCUGUGGAUCAGACCCUUGCAGCCAAGAAGAGGGCCGCUGAAGCUGCAGCAUAUUUCAUGACCAAGCAGACUUUCUCAAACCCGACUCGAAGACGAAAGACCUCUAUGCCACAUGCUGCUAGCCAUCGCCAAGCCACUUCCUAUCAUCACCAAAGGUUCAAUUCGACCGAGACGGCCUCGAUAGCCCCCUCUGAAACUAUUAGCGAGUUCGACUCCAUCGUAGCACCAGCUUCCCUGGAUAAAUUAGCGGGGCACCAGAAUGUAGUCUUUAAAGAAAUAGAAACCUCCAUCAUGCUUCAGGUCGGGCACCCUUCUCCAAUUGACUAUUUGGAGAACCAUCCCAGGGGGCGUCGGUUCAAAAUGCACGGCGACCAGCUGGUUCGACACAGUCUGUCUCUCAUUGCUAAGGGCAUGGGCGCUGACUCUCUCGAAGAUAUACGUCUCCGAGAUCCGGUUUUUGUAAAGGCUUCCGGUUUCAACUUUUCGGCCCAGGGCAUCGCUGUCAUCCGCAACAAUCGUUCACCUGGAGGAACGGCUGGAUUGGACGACUGUAAUCCACCUGCACAUCAUACUCCCAGACAAUUGUGUACUGCCGAUCCACUGGAUUCGACGACCCAUAAACCCUCAACAGCUCAUCAUGACCCGCACGUAGCUCAAACCCCAGGUUCAAGUAAGAGUGAACCGUUCGAUCACUCCGAGUCGGUGCAAGCCUCACCUAAGCCCCAUCAUCCCCCAGACAAUUUUCAUUCUCCUCUCUCCUCCAAGCACGACGAGCCUCAAGGCCCCGCCAAGGUAGACAGGGAAGUGCAGACAUCAAUUGGCUCUAGUGCUACUGGGCAACCGCACUCCUCAGCUUCCCACUCAAAUCCCAAUCUACAUGAUUCUCAUCAUGAACCGACUCAUUCUCCUUCCCAUCGCCCCAAUCCACACAUUUCUCACAACGAAGCCACUCAUUCUCCUUCCCAUCGACCUCGUGACCUCUAUUCGCCUAGAGUGCUUGAAGAGGAAAGGCACAUAAACGCCCUAGAAGAUGUCUCCAGCGAACGCCCUCACACCUUACCAGCCCCUCCUAGAUUUACGAUUCCUAAAGUCACGCUCCAAUCGCCUUCUGAUACCACUUCGCCCACCAAUCCAGACGACCAUACCUUCUCUGCCACGCCGAACAAUUUUGGGAACUCAUCACCAGUCGCCACAACAUCUUCCUCCCCCACCAAACAAUCCACUUCUUCCCAUCACCCCAGAUCGGCUGGCGUAACGGCUAAAAUACCCUUCCAAUCUCCUUCUGAUACCACUUCGCCCACCAAUCCAGACGAUACACCUCUCUCUACCUCUUCGCAACCUUUUGGUAUUUCAUCACCCAUCUCAACUUCCCAUCAAUUCUUUCCUUCUGCCAAUCAACCUCCUUCUUCCCCCACAAGAUCACCGCCUGUUGACUUGCAACGUCCUGCUUUACAGGAUCAAUCGGCUGGCCAGAAGCCUUCGGAGGAUUCAGUUGAUCGGACCUUCUGUACCUCUUCCGAGCCUUUUAGUAUGCCAUCACCUGUCGCAGCUUUCCAUCCGAUCACUCCUAAAGUGAUCAUCCAGUCACCCUCUGAUACAACUUCGCCAACCAAUCCACUUGGCAGCUUUCCUGUCUCUCCACAAACUUUCAAUUACUCCUCCCCAGCAUUCGAGUCCUAUCAAUCAUCUCCACCAACCCAAGCAAGAAGAUCUCAAAGUAGAUCCUCAUCUGACAAUCAACAUCCUGCUUUACAGGAAGACUUGUCUGUCCGACCGCGUGAGCGAUUCCAGCCAGAUCCACAGCAAAAUAAGACCCCACGACAGAUUCCUCUGCCUCCCGAAAGCCCGUGGGAAAAGCCCUUACCGCCACCGACUCCGCGGGAGUUCCCCCUACCAGCCUCGCCGAGCUUCUCCGAAGUCGAUCGCAACCGUCGAUCGCAAUCAUAUGACUUCAAGAACUUCUGCAAGAUAGGCAUCCACCGGACUUCUUCCUCUUCUUCUUCAUCCUCCACCUCCUCCGGAUCCCUCCAACGACUUCAUAGAGAUAGAGCUCCCAGUAGACUAUCUGGUCCUUGGAUCGGCGAUCAAUGGGAUGUCCUUCGCGAUAAUCUCGUCGGGAUCCACAAACCGAUCUCUCCUGUCCCGGUUCGUAAUCUCCAGCAUCCCAGGAAUUCACAUCGUUCUCCGUCAAAUCUCAAGCAACAAAUCAACUCUCGUUCGUCUUUUUGUUUCUCUCGUAAUUUGUUAAGAUUCACUUUUGUGAAAAAGGCGACGCAAAACUUGCGUUUCUUUUUCAAGCAAAGCUUUCUCAACUGA
Messenger RNA from Puccinia graminis f. sp. tritici CRL 75-36-700-3, 4917 nucleotides. RefSeq lists its product as uncharacterized. The record is from RefSeq and is a predicted model, not a curated record. The coding region runs from base 115 to 4917 and encodes 1600 amino acids. The transcript is spliced from 5 exons. NCBI's taxonomy places the organism in Eukaryota, Fungi, Basidiomycota, Pucciniomycetes, Pucciniales, Pucciniaceae.